AAGAAGAUGCUGAAGGUAUGGAGAAGUAUUCCAGAGGAAAAUGAAAUGCAAUUAGAAUCAUUUAAGGCUCCCAAAAGGCAAAUAGGGAGCUUAACAUGAUCUCUGAAGAGGUGACUCAGGAAAGCAGUGUGGCAAUCAUUACUUUUGGCCAUGUCCAAGAGAGAUUUGGCUUUUGUAUGUAAGUUUUGUCAGGGGCAGGCCUGGGAGAUUUAAGGUCCCAUCUGCAAAACAGCCCCUGAAUACAAGGGGGAAAUAAGAGGACAGAAUGAGUGAGUCAAUAAAUUACAGCUAUUAGGGUUUGAAAGAAAGAAGCAAAUCCCCAUUAGCUGUGAGUUUGGAGGUGUCCUGUGUGGCAUAAUUUGGGAAUCAUAACCAAAGAAAAGAAACAGGAUUACUGCUGACACUGACAAAGCUGAGUGUUCUUUAGUAUAGGCUAACAUGUACUAAAUUAUACUUCACCUUGAAGACUAAGUGGAGUGCUUAAAAAACAUUUACAGAGAAUCUGACUUUUAGCUUGUAUUGUCUAUCAUUUUUCAGGUAAUAUGAGAGACUUCUUUUCCAUUAUAUCCAUGUGAAACAAGUUCUUCUGAGAAUCCAGCUCAAUUAUUAUUUUAUCUUUAUUUAAAAAAUCCCUAUCCAUAAGGGGAUGCAGCUGUCAUUCUUUCUCAUCAAUCCUCUUUAUUAAAAAGAGGGGAAAAAACUCAAACCAACCCUUACAUGAAACAAGAAACCAUCAGAGUCAACGUUAUGAUGUUGAAAACCAGUGGAGAAUUUCACAAAGGACAGGUUGUUUUUAAUAUCACCUAUGUUAAUGGACAGGUAUAUCUAAAUGAUUUUCCUAUGAAAAGCGGGGUUGCCCACGUAACAUGUCAAACAAUAAUAUUGGAGAAUGGAAACUCAGAUAACUUACCAGAUCAGCAGCGCCUGGAAACCGUCAGUGUUCGCAUCAUGGUUCACAAGUGGCCUUUGGCAUCCAGUUCUGAUUUGCAGCUGAUUGUCAUUCAGGAAGAAGUGACAGAAAUUGAUGGAAAACAGGUUCAGCAGGAAGAAGUAACAGAAAUAGAUAUUUUAGUAAAGGACCUGAGAGUACUUAGACAUUCAAACUACACUGUCCCUUUGAAAGAGAGCAUGCUGUAUUCCAUCCCAAGGGACAACGACGUGUUAUUUACACUUCCCAACCUCGCAGGAAAAGAUACUCAAGAUCCACUGCAAACUACCAGUCAGUACCUCAUCCAGCAAGUAGAAACUACAGUAGAUGAAGAGACAUUACCUGGCAAGUUACCAGAGACCCCUCUUAGGAUAGAACCUCCAUCUUCUUACAAGGUGAUGUGCCAGUGGGUAGAAGACUUGAGAAAAGGGUUGUGCAGAUUCUGGUUUCGAUCUUUACCUGUCUUCUUUAGUUUGAUGGAAGUCAUUGUAGUUGGAGUUGUUGGAGCAGCUCUUAUUCUCAAACUCUUAAAGGUGAUUUUCCCUUCCUGUGAAAACAAAGGCAUCCUUCUCCUGGAUCAAGUCAGCUUUGUACCUGUGAUUACCAUCAGCUUGCCUUCAGAUCUUCCAGACAGGAAAAAUAAUUUAGAUGAGAAAGCAUGUACUUAAUAUUGUGUUUACUUUGGAGUUACUGUUUUUUAAAAACAAAUUUUUAGUUGACCUGAAAUUUGGCAUUUGAUCUUAAUACCUUGUUUGUUUCCUACUAAGAAAACUAAGUGAGUUGAUUCAUUGGUAAAGGGACACUCAGGCUGAGGCCCGAAGCUGAAUUCCCUGUGCCUCUCCGUAAACAUGCAGCCUUUUCAGAAGCUUCAAAAUAAAACAGCUUUUCACCUUGAGGGCUAUCAUUGGUUUUAACUUCUGUGAAGUCACUUUUCCACACCUUGGACAGGGUGCUGGCUGCCUUCAUGCCCAUAGUCAGCUAUCCUGAAUAGCAAGAUGAUGAAAUUCAGGGUGUCCUGAAGUCUCCAGAUGAUAGCAUUCUUCAGAAAAGGACGAAGGAGUAUCGCAAACAUCAGCUGUGCCUGCAAGCCUAAACAAAACUGCCCAACCUGGUUUCAGGUCUCUUAGGGUUGAGUGUGCCUUGCAAGGAAAAUAUCACUACCAAACAUUUGUGUUACUCAAGUAAUUUGACAUUUUGUAUAUGCAAAAUAAAAAUUAAAAAGGCAGAUUUAUACUUCAAGCACUUUACACUUUUAUGGCCCCUUCCACUCAUAAAAAUUGUUAGCACUUGUAAACAAUGUGCUUUUUGUAUCUGUGAUAGCAGUACUAUGUGAAGUCUCAAAAGAAAAAAGAAAAUUCUACAAAAGUACUGGCUUACUAUUGCCAAGUAGGCCCAGUCUGCCCAUGCUGAUUUGUACUGUUAACAUUUUUCAAAUAAACAUUUAAAUUGUUUAUUA
Messenger RNA from Harpia harpyja (harpy eagle), 2384 nucleotides. It is a transcript of the gene GINM1, whose product is annotated as glycosylated integral membrane protein 1. The coding region runs from base 718 to 1596 and encodes 292 amino acids. Lineage: Eukaryota; Metazoa; Chordata; Aves; Accipitriformes; Accipitridae. The record is from RefSeq and is a predicted model, not a curated record. The transcript is spliced from 8 exons.